This is a messenger RNA of Staurois parvus, 343 nucleotides long. The record is from the annotation of a GenBank genome assembly. NCBI's taxonomy places the organism in Eukaryota, Metazoa, Chordata, Amphibia, Anura, Ranidae.
UGCUGGGCCCACAGUGUGACCUGGGUCCCUGUACGGCCUCCCAUUGCUUCCACUCUGCCAUGUGCCACUUUGAAAUCUCCUCACACUCCUGCGGUUGUCCAUUUUGUCAUAGGUUGCUGGCAGAUUACAGGCCUUCCAUAGGUGCCGCCAGGCCCCAUAUCGGCCAUGGGCCCCCGUACCGCCUGGUCACGCUGCUGCUGAGCCCACAGUGUGACCUGGGUCCCUGUACCGCCUCCCAUUGCUCCACUCUGCCAUGUGCCACUUUGAGGUCUCCUCACACUCCUGCGGUUUUCCAUUUUGUCAUAGGUUGCUGGCAGAUUAGCGGCCUUCCAUAGGUGCCGCC